Messenger RNA from Gadus morhua (Atlantic cod), 691 nucleotides. It is a transcript of the gene cox6c, whose product is annotated as cytochrome c oxidase subunit 6C. Lineage: Eukaryota; Metazoa; Chordata; Actinopteri; Gadiformes; Gadidae. The record is from RefSeq and is a predicted model, not a curated record. Bases 108 to 338 code for a protein of 76 amino acids. The transcript has 3 exons.
ACGGUUUGUCCCUCCGCGCUGUCUCUAUCAGCACUAGUUCCUGUAGCGCACCACUGAAGAGACACUUUGAGUAGCAGCUGUGAAGGUCGUGUAUUUAACUUGUGGUCAUGUCUCUUGUUAAGCCAGCGAUGCGUGGUCUUCUGGGGAAGAGGCUGCGGUUCCAUCUCCCCAUCGCCUUCGCCCUUUCUCUGGUGGCUGCCGCCGGCUUCAAGUACGGGGUGACGGAGCCCAGGAAACAGGCGUACGCUGAGUUCUACAGGAACUACGAUGCCGCCAAGGAGUUCAACAACAUGAGGGAGGCGGGGAUCUUCGAGAGCGUGCGGCCCUCCGGAGAGUAGACCUCCUGUACGUGUCUGCUCGCUUCUCAACCAUUUCCUGUUUGCCACAACUAUUAAGUCAGAUGAGAAUAUGCAUGGACUGGUGUUUAAGAGCUACAAAACUCAAGGAUGGAAACGUUUUUAUUUUAAUCAAAUAGCCCAUCGGUUUUGCUUGGUCUCACCUUAACUCGUUGGAGAUGGACCGGAAGUGUUGGUUAUUUGGGGCGCUUUCGAGCUUCCAUCUCUGUUGAUUCAAGGUCGAGAUCCAACAACCUUUCAGUUUGCUGGUCUCUUUGAGUGUGUUGAACCUAAUGGUGGUUGUACCGGUAAAAAAUGAAAAAAAAUAAAAGGGCAAUGUAAUGGUUUUGAUGAAA